Molecule: messenger RNA, 579 nt
Organism: Gracilinanus agilis (Agile Gracile Mouse Opossum)
Lineage: Eukaryota; Metazoa; Chordata; Mammalia; Didelphimorphia; Didelphidae
Product: trace amine-associated receptor 4-like
Exons: 1
Biological process (GO): adenylate cyclase-activating adrenergic receptor signaling pathway
Cellular component (GO): membrane
Molecular function (GO): G protein-coupled receptor activity
Source: RefSeq, a predicted model, not a curated record
UUGUUCAUCAGCUGGUCCAUCCCAAUCUUCUUUGCCUUUGGCCUUGUAUUCUCAGAAUUAAAUAUCAUUGGUGCUGAAGAGUUUGUGGCAGCAAUUGACUGUGAAGGUCUAUGUACACUAAUAUUUAACAAACUCUGGGGGGUUCUGGCCUCUUUCAUUGCUUUCUUUCUCCCUGGCACAGUAAUGGUAGGUAUUUACAUACAUAUAUUUUCUGUAGCCAGAAAACAUGCCAAGCAGAUUGAUACUCUUCCUAAUUUGAAGGUUGGAGAAGCUAAAACAAAAGCCUCAUCCAAGAAAGAAAGCAAGGCUACCAAGACUUUGAGCAUAGUCAUGGGGGUGUUUGUUCUGUGCUGGCUACCAUUUUUUGUCCUCACUAUCACAGAUCCUUACAUUAACUUUACCACCCCUGAAGAUCUAUACAAUGCUUUCCUCUGGUUGGGCUACUUCAAUUCCACCUUCAAUCCAAUCAUUUAUGGGAUGUUUUAUCCUUGGUUUCGUAAGGCAUUUAAGAUGAUUGUGACUGGAACAAUCUUCCGCCCAGACUCCUCUACCCUCAGUCUGUUCCCUGCACAUGCUUAG